This is a messenger RNA of Mytilus californianus (California mussel), 5920 nucleotides long. RefSeq names its product poly(ADP-ribose) glycohydrolase-like. Gene Ontology annotation, molecular function: poly(ADP-ribose) glycohydrolase activity. The record is from RefSeq and is a predicted model, not a curated record. NCBI's taxonomy places the organism in Eukaryota, Metazoa, Mollusca, Bivalvia, Mytilida, Mytilidae. The coding region runs from base 50 to 2197 and encodes 715 amino acids. Gene Ontology annotation, cellular component: nucleus; cytoplasm. Gene Ontology annotation, biological process: carbohydrate metabolic process; ATP generation from poly-ADP-D-ribose; nucleotide-sugar metabolic process. The transcript is spliced from 20 exons.
CUUCAGUCGGAAAUAUACUCAAGAUACUGCUGGCAAAGUUGUUUAUAGAAUGAGUGAACCCCCUUUGAAAAAGAAAAGAACCCUAUUAGAUUUUUUUAGAAAGAAAACCAAAUCAAAUAAUGAUGAACCAGUAAAAGACAAAAAGGUGGAAAUUAUUGAUGUAGAAAUGGCUGAAUCUAAACCUGGAAAAAGCUCAAAACCAGCAGUAAAUCCUGUGAAAAAAGUUUUAAAUGACAUUUCUACACAAGGGCUUGGUGCAUCAUUUGAUGGGAAAGGAGCUCAAGCAGCCAAAACUUUUACCGAAAAAACAGACAAGAUUUUGAAGUCAAGUUUUGGAGACACUUUCAAAUAUGAUGAAACAAUGGAAUACAAUAUGGAUUCUGAUGUAGCAGACUCUCAAGGUUCUCAAGAUGGAGAUAGUGUAAAACCAGACAUACCAACCAAGAAACCAAGUCAGAGAAAAGCUAAUUCUGAUUGGAAGGGAAAACCUUUAAAUAGACUGAAUAAAAUACCUGACUGCAUGGAAAAAUUACCAGCUUUGCAUUCAACAGAAAAUCAUACAGUUCUUAUUAAAGUUCCGUAUAAGUAUGAUCCAAAGACACCACCAACGCCUCAUCCUGCACAGUAUAAAGACGGUUGGAAUAAUGACCAUGUGAAAAUGCCAUGUUCUCCACAGAAUGAAUAUCCUUUCCAAGGCAAGAAUAAUAAACAGAUAUUGAGGAAGAGGUGGGAGAUUAUAGAAGAGGCACUUCUAAGUAAAAUACCAGGUCCAUAUGAGUUAGAGGACAUAAUACUGAAAUACAAUUCACGGUAUUUUGGCAAGUGGAAUUUUGAGACAUUGAAGUGUCUUUUUACAGAGGACCUUACACAAAGUGAAAGAAAUCAUUUUUUCGGUGAAGUUCUACCAAAAAUUGCAAAGUUAGCACUCAAUUUGCCUCAUUUAUGUACUCAGCCCAUUCCAUUAUUGAAGAAAGGGAAGACAAGGAGUAUAACACUAAGCCAACAGCAGAUAGCCUGUUUAUUAGCUAAUGCCUUCUUUUGUACAUAUCCACGUAGAAAUGCUAAAGGGAAAAGUUCAGAAUUCUUUAAUUAUCCGAGUAUUAAUUUUAAUAGUUUAUAUGAUGGAACGCCCAAUUGUGUAAAAUUGGAAAAAUUAAAAUGUAUCAUUCAGUACUUUUCAAGAGUCACCAAAAAGAUGCCUACAGGACUUGUCACAUUUACCCGCCAACAUGUAGGUCUUAUUGAUUUCCCUAAAUGGGACAACUUAGAUACAACACUGAGAGACUUACAUGUAUCUGCUGAAGGCACCAUAGAAGAUGAUGGGGAAGGACUUUUACAGGUUGAUUUUGCCAACAAAUAUUUAGGAGGUGGAGUUUUAACCCAUGGUUGUGUUCAAGAAGAAAUAAGAUUUUUAAUUUGUCCUGAAAUGAUCAUAUCACGGCUGUUCACAGAAGGUCUUGAAAAAAAUGAAAGUUUGAUAAUGAAAGGUUGUGAAAGGUUUAGUUCAUAUGAUGGAUAUGCUAGAACUUUUGAAUGGAAAGGAGACUAUGAUGACUCUAAAACUCCAAGAGAUGAUUGGGGAAGAUUGUGUACCCAUGUGACUGCCAUUGAUGCCUUGGUUAUCCACCAUUAUGAUAGACAGUUUAAAGGUGAUAUAGUAAAAAGAGAAUUAAAUAAGGCCUACUGUGGAUUUGUGUCACUUGGAGGAGCAAAGAAUCCCCCUCAUGAAAUAAAUUUAUCUGCGGUCUGUACUGGUAAUUGGGGUUGUGGUGCUUUUGGUGGAGAUAAAAGAUUAAAAGCAUUAAUCCAAUUAAUGGCAGCUACAGCAGCUAAGAGGGAUGUAUGCUAUUAUACUUUUGAUGAUGAAAGACUAAAGAAUGAUAUAUUCAAUAUACACCAAUAUCUUACUGUCACAAAUCCUUUAGGUAUAGGUACCAUUUUGAAUUUGAUAGAAAGGUAUGAAGGAGUGUUAAGAAAGUCACGGAGGAAACCAAAUAUGAACUUAUUUGAAUAUAUUGUCAAAGUUUUUGAUGGAUCUCUAGAAAACACUGAUAGUGAACCUGACUCUCCUGCUAUUGAGAGAGAAAUGUCACGGGAAAUGUUGUACAGUAAGGAAUCUUGCAUGGGUGAAGAAGCUGUUUCAAAGAACUCAGUGAAGCGACAGUUAUCUGAAGAUUACAAAGCUACCACACCUUAGGUAAAGGAAAAAGAAGACAUAUAUGAACAAAUCAUUAGGCUUCUAAGUUUGCAACAUAUGAGCUGCUUGAAUAUAUUAUAAAACCAUUUUGACAUUCAGUUUGGGAUACUCAGAAGAAAAGCUGCACAUAAGAGAUGAUGCUUUGGUAUUAAAAUUGUUCAAAGGAAACAAUAUAAGAAACUGGAGAAGUUUUUAGAAAUCCCUUACAAUCUGAUGUUCUGUCAUGUCAUUUCUUAUAAUUCUAAUCAAGACAAAAACUUUUUUAAUUAGUUAUGCCCCCUCCGUAGCGGAGGGGGCAUUAAGUUUUACCCUUGACCGUCUGUACGUCCUUUCGUCCCAAAAUUGAUUUCCGUUCACUAACUUUAGUUUGCCUCAAUCAAAUGUUAUAAAACUUAUCCACAAUGCUUAUUACCACAAAAGACAGAUCGAGUAUGCAUUUUGGUGGCAUCACUUUUACCGUUCGAGAGUUAUGCCCCUUUACAAAUGGAAAAAUUGCUGAAUUUUUCCUUUCCCUUCUCUAACUUUAGUUUGCCUCAACCAAAUGUUAUGAAACUUAUCAACAAUGUUUAUUACCACAAAAAACAGAUCAAGUUUGAAUUUUGGUGGUGUCACUUUCACCGUUCUAAAGUUAUGCCCCUUUACAAAUGGAAAAAUCGCUGAAUUUUUCUUUUCUGUUCUCUAAUUUAAGUUUACGUCAACUAAAUGUUAUGAAACUUAUAAACAAUGCUUAUUACCACAAAACUCAGAUCAAGUUCAAAUUUGGGUAGUGUCACUUUUACGGUUCUUGAGUUAUGGCCCUUUAUAACGUUAUAUGCAAGCGGGGGCAUCAUCUGUGUCCCAUGGACACAUUCCCCAUUUAUUGUUGAAUUAUUUAGUCAAGAAAUUUUAUGAUGAUUAUCUAACAAAGCUGAAAAAUGAUAUUAUGUUAGAUUGGUUCAUGGUUUUUAUUGAUAUAAACUUAAAAGAUGGAAAACAAUUGAACAAGAAUGUUCUUUGAUCCUAUUGUAGAAGUAAAGACUAAUUUUCAUGUUAAGUUAAUGUCUUUUUUCCAUCCUUGUCAACUGAUAAAUUUAUUGUCAAGUUCAUUUAUGUAUGAACACUCUUUGUUAUUAGGUUACAUAUAGACUAUUUAACUGGUUCAUAGAUACUUGAUUUUAAUCAACAUAGUGGAUUGGAUAAAUAAAAGGAUUUUGUCUUUGCAUCAGUCUAUCUGCUUUCUUUUUGUUUAUGUGAGAAGUUAAGUGAAAAUGAUUUGAUUCAAUUUUUUAAAACUACUCUUUAUCUCUUCAUAUUGGUUUAAUCUGGUUCUAGAACUUUGGUGUUGUUGGAGCAUUCCAGAAAUAUCUAUAGAUAUUGUAUGAGGCAGGGGCCAGUGUUAAGAUUAUUUUCAGUCAUUACGAUCAGUAAUUCUUAUGUAAUUUUCUUGCAAUGAAAUAAUGCAAUAUAUUAUAUAAAAAAAACCAUUUGAUAAGUACUGCUAUAAUUGCUUGUAGCUGAUCAUCUCUUUAUUUAAUUUUGAUAUGGCAGCUAUUAACUUACUAUCAGUUUAUAUAAUUGAUAACUAUCUUUUUUUGUUAUAAGUGGUACUAGUUAUCUAUUUGCAAUUUGAAUGGAGAAGAUAUUGUAUGAUUUGGGGCUUUUUUGCACUGUUAAUUUCACUGAAAAUAAAACAUAUGAGACCAUUACUUAUCACAUUUUUGAAGAAGAAAGACUUUAAAAAAAAAUUGAAUAUAUACCAAGCCUUUGAUGACACAAUUUGCCUGUCACAUCAUAAAAGUGACUUUAUAAGCAAAAUUUUCAGUUUUUUGCAAAAAAUACAAACAAAAUUUUACAAACAUUUUGGCUAAAUUAAUAUAAAACAUAUGGUUAAGUAUUGUGAAAAUAUGUGUAUAAAUGUGCCUUCUACAGUUCCCCAUAUGAUAGAAUAUGAAGCAUUCUUGGUUAUGUAUUCAAAAGCUUUCAUUAAAAUGUUGUGAUUGGCUAACAACAUCCAAAUCAAUGGAUAUUCAACCAAUGAUGUGAUGUUAUUUUUAUUUUGGUGCACUUACAAUGAAAUUACCCAUAAUCCUUUAGAUUCUGAAAAGACAUAUUUGAUGAUGGAAAAGUAAAAUUGUCAGAUCUGAUGAAUGUUUAAAAAAAAUACCAUAGACUGAAUUCCCCUUUUCAAUUUGAAGAGUUUUAUAAAUGAGCUUUAUAUGGCAAUGAAAAUUUUUCAUUUUUUGAAAUGAAUAAUUUUAAAACAACAUUAAAAAUGACUUGAUGACAAACUGUUUUAUAAUUUUAAUUGUAAAUAUUUAUUUGUAGAUAAUAUUUUUGUUUGUAAUUUUAAUUUAUUAUACUACACUGUAGAAGGUCAGUGCUGUGAAAAUGUUGAUAUGGUUGUGUCAAGAAACUUAUUGGUUAUCAUGAUCAAGAUAUAUAUAUUAAGAUAAGUUUUCUUACUGUAUUAGUGUGCAUAAAAUGUUAUUCAUGAUGAAAUGAAUGAAAAGAAAUGUCAUUAUUUUAUAUUCUAUAAAAGGUUUUUUUAUUUGUGGAUGCCAAGUUUCAUAGUUUAUUGAACAUCACUAUUGUUUCAUUGGUUCCUUGUCAAAUUGACAUAAAAUACUUCAAUAGUCCCUGUUUUGUGGAAAAUUUGAUCAACUAAGAAAAUAAUUAAGAUGGGUUCCCUAGGAAUAUGAUAUAAUAUGUCCCACUGUAAUUAUUGUGUCUCAUGACAGUUGAUGUUUAGGGAUACAGAGGAAUAAAUCAAAGUGCUUUGUCUUAGUGUCUGUCCUGUCUGUCUGUAAUUACUUCUGCUGUCUCGCAUCAUCUUUGUCUUCCGUGUCACACUGUUAGUUUUUCUGCAUCUCUGUAACAGAAUUCCACUAAACAUGCAUAGAUUUGUGUAAUUAAGUAUUGAAUCCUUUGUAUGUUUUUAUAUCUAUGGGAUAUUGUUAAGGUAGUUUGAGAGUCUUCCGCCAUCUUGGAUUGUAAAAUAGAAGAACACAAUCGGUUUAGAUCUUUAAUUAAAAGUGCAAAUUUUGUGAGACGAAUGCAAUUCUUUUGUUAGUCUUUUCAUCUUAAUGAAGAAAAAUAUGUGUUUUAUUAUAUUUUCUCAACAGUUUUUUACAAAUACAAAGUAUUUUUUGUUUUUGAUUCAAUUUGUUACAACUUUGUCAUAUAAGGGGAGAUAACUCUGAUAAUGUACUUUUUUAUAAAGUAAUAUAUUAUGAAUUUAGGUAUUUUGUUUUGUAUCGAGAAAAACAAGUGCCAUGACCCCAAUUUUUCUUUUUAUUUUCUGAAAGCACAUUAUAAGAGCUAUCUUCUCAUAAAUUUAAUUUAAAAAUUUGAUUGUUUAGUUUUCUUUUUAUCGCAAAAGAUUAGGUUUUCCAUGUAUAAUCUAUACAAAAUCUGACAAUUUUGCACAACCUGUAGCUUGAUAAAAAGCCCUGUGACCCAUACUUUUUAUUUUGUUUUUGAAAAAAGAUUACUUCAAACUGCAUUUUUACAAAUAAUUAGAAAAUUCUAUCGAUUUUAAUUUAUACCCCCAUCUACCUUAAGAGUAUAUUUAAUCUAAUUUUUAGUAUUGACUGAGAUAUAAUAAGUAGUAUGUAUGCACUAAGGUGUAAAUUAAUUCAUUUGACUGAAAGAUGUACAAUCAACACUUGUAAGUUUUUUCAAAGAAAUGCAAUACAGACAUAUGUAAUAGUGCUAAAUCUUACAAUAAAUCAACCUGUUCAAUGA